This is a messenger RNA of Gadus macrocephalus (Pacific cod), 718 nucleotides long. Its product is annotated as histone H3-like centromeric protein A. Bases 7 to 600 code for a protein of 197 amino acids. NCBI's taxonomy places the organism in Eukaryota, Metazoa, Chordata, Actinopteri, Gadiformes, Gadidae. Gene Ontology annotation, molecular function: DNA binding; protein heterodimerization activity; structural constituent of chromatin. Gene Ontology annotation, cellular component: nucleosome. The record is from RefSeq and is a predicted model, not a curated record. The transcript is spliced from 4 exons.
UUCGUUAUGUGUUUAAUGACGUCAGUGGCUGAUCAACCAGCAAUCCAAUCCGCGCCUUCGUCUUGGUUUAUUGUCGGAGCAUCACGGGCGGAGCGGUGCGCGGGCAUUAAGCACGAGCGAAAACUCCUCAGAGCGGUGCCGGGCUACAAACCGAGCGCAUCCGCACGUUGGCACCGCCCACCUCACCGUGUCCUGCUCUCUGAUUGGUCCAGCGCGCAGGACGGGAAACUGCAGCCGUUUGAAUUUGAAUUGUGGUCCGCUCGUCUCGCUGAGCCCCCCCCAUCGACCCCCGGCAGGCGGCGGCGGCGGUUCCGGCCGGGGGCCAAGGCCCUCAUGGAGAUCAGGAAGUACCAGAAGAGCCACACUCUGCUGCUGAGGAAACGCCCCUUCGCCCGCCUGGUGAGGGAGGUGUGUGAGUCCUACUCCGGGAAGAGCCUCCGGUGGCAGGUGUUGGCCCUGAUGGCUCUACAGGAGGCGGCCGAGGCCUUCCUGGUGAUGAUGUUGGCCAACGCCAACCUGUGUGCGAUCCACGCCAAGCGCGUCACCCUGUUCCCCCGCGACCUGCAGCUGGCCCUGCGGCUCCGCGGCAUGGAUAUGUGACCACGACCCCCAGCCGGGGCCCCCUGCUGGGCAUCCUGGGCCCCCUGUUGCUCUUCGUAGCAUGUAAAUAUAUUGUGUUUGUUGUUUUAUUGGUCAAUAAAGUCUUGAAGGAACUGCA